Molecule: messenger RNA, 602 nt
Organism: Carlito syrichta (Philippine tarsier)
Lineage: Eukaryota; Metazoa; Chordata; Mammalia; Primates; Tarsiidae
Gene: RNF181
Product: ring finger protein 181
Exons: 5
Coding region: 61-522 (153 amino acids)
Biological process (GO): protein ubiquitination
Cellular component (GO): cytoplasm
Molecular function (GO): ubiquitin protein ligase activity
Source: RefSeq, a predicted model, not a curated record
CGACGCCGCCGGUCCGCCAUCCGGCCGGGUCCUAGAGCUGUGUCAGACCGCGGGGCCGCGAUGGCGUCCUAUUUCGACGAGCACGAUUGUGAGCCGCUGAACCGCGAGCACGGAACCCAGACCAACGUGCUGCUGGAGCUGGCGAGGUCACUUUUCAGUAGCAUGGACUUCCAAGAUCUGGGAUUGGUCGUGGACUGGGAUCACCAUCUGCCUCCGCCGGCUGCCAAGACUGCGGUGGAGAGCCUGCCCAGGACGGUCAUCAGGGGCUCUCAGGCUGAGCUGAAGUGCCCCGUGUGUCUUUUGGAAUUUGAGGAGGAGGAGACGGUCAUUGAGAUGCCUUGUCAUCAUCUCUUCCAUUCCAACUGCAUUCUGCCCUGGCUGAGCAAGACAAAUUCCUGCCCCCUGUGCCGCCAUGAGCUGCCCACCGAUGACAACACUUAUGAGGAACACAGACGAGAUAAGGCUCGAAAGGAGCAGCAGCGCCACCGGCUGGAGAACCUCCAUGGAGCCAUGUACACGUGAGGCAGAUGGGGCUGAGUGCUGGCCCUCUACCACAUCUCACUCUUAUGCCUUAAAGCUUCAUUAAAGGUUUCUUCAUCCAC